This is a messenger RNA of Passer montanus (Eurasian tree sparrow), 2940 nucleotides long. RefSeq names its product unc-93 homolog B1, TLR signaling regulator (gene UNC93B1). The record is from RefSeq and is a predicted model, not a curated record. NCBI's taxonomy places the organism in Eukaryota, Metazoa, Chordata, Aves, Passeriformes, Passeridae. Bases 360 to 2192 code for a protein of 610 amino acids. Gene Ontology annotation, biological process: intracellular protein transport; toll-like receptor 9 signaling pathway; toll-like receptor 3 signaling pathway. Gene Ontology annotation, cellular component: endosome; lysosome. The transcript has 10 exons. Gene Ontology annotation, molecular function: Toll-like receptor binding.
GGGCGGGGGGGCUGUCAGGAGGCUGGGGUGCUGAGCCCGGAGGUGCAGUUCUGGGGAGUGCAAAGCCGGGUAGGGGGCACGGGAUUCGGGGGUGCAGGAUCUGAAGGUGUAGGGGCGCAGAACACAGGGGUGCAACCACGAGUGCAUGAUCUGGGAGUGCAGAGCACAGAGGUUCAGGGCUUGGGGAUGCCGUGUGCAUGGGUACACGGUGCUGGAUGCAGUGGUGAAAGGGCUGGGGGUGCUGGGCAUGAGGUCUGUGUGUGCAGGUCACAGGGAGGCAAAACAUAUGGGUGCAAGCCUUGAGGUGCCAACAGGGUCCCUCCCACCCUGACACCAUCCAGAGCCCUCCAGAAGCACCAAUGGAGAAGGACAUUGACGGCUGCCAGGAUGGGGCCAAGACAGUGGCAAGUGCCAUGCUGGGCACCGAGGGGACAGAUUCACAGCUGGAUGAUUUUGUGGGUGCCCACCCUGACUACAAUGAGGAGGAGGAGGAGCAGAAGUACUAUCGCCGCAAGCGCCUCGGUGUCAUCAAGAACGUGGUGGCUGCCAGCCUGGCUGGCACCCUCACCUACAGCGUCUACUUGGGUCUGCUGCAGAUGCAGCUGAUCCUUCACUAUGACGAGACCUACCGGGAGGUGAAGUACAGCAACAUCCGGUUGGAGGACAUCGACCGCAAGGUGCUGAUGGGCAUCAAUGUCACACCCGUGGCGGCGCUGCUCUACACACCCAUCCUCAUCAGGUUCUUUGGCACCAAGUGGGCCAUGUUCCUGGCGGUCGGCAUCUACGCCCUCUUCGUCUCCAGCAACUACUGGGAGCGCUACUACACGCUGGUGCCCUCCGCGGUGGCCAUUGGCAUGGUGAUCGUGCCCCUCUGGGCCUCCAUGGGCACCUACAUCAUGCGGAUGGCCCAGAAGUACUAUGAGUACAUUAACUACAAGGAGGAGCAGGAGAAGGAGAAGGAGAGGCAGCGGGCGCCGCGGGACACCUGCAACGCCUACAUCAUCAUCUUCCAGACCGUCUUCUACUCCUGCUUCCACCUGAGCUUCGUCUGCGCUCAGAUGCCCAUGGUCUUCUUCCUCAACAACUACCUCUACCAACUCAACCACACGCUCUUUGCAGUGAAGCACUGCGGGACCCUGAGCCACGGCACGCUGCCUGGUUUCAACAAGACGGUGCUGCAGAGCCUUCCGCGCAGCGUCAGCCUCAUCAUCGUGGAGAGCGCGUUGAUGGCCGCCGCCUUCCUCGCCAUGCUGGUGGUGCUGGUGCUGUGUGGCGCGGCGUACCGGCCCAUGGAGGAGAUCGACAUGCGCAGCAUCGGCUGGGGCAACAUCUUCCAGCUGCCCUUCAAGCACAUGCGGGACUAUCGCCUGCGGCACCUCUUCCCGUUGUUCAUCUACAGCGGCUUCGAGGUGCUCUUUGUCUGCACUGGAUUCUCCCUGAACUACGGCGUGUGCGCCCUCGGGCUGGAGAGGCUGGCGUAUCUCCUCAUGGCCUACGGCUUCUCCGCCUCGCUGUGCUCCAGCCUGGCCCUGUGCAUGCUGCGCCUGCGCCGCCACACCCCGCUCCUGGCUGGGGCCUUCAUCCACGCUGUGCUCCUGGUGACGCUCUUCUGCUGGGCGCCGGAGCCCCGGCACCUGGCGCAGGCGCCGCUGCUCUACAGCAUCGCCGCGCUCUGGGGCACAGGCAGUGCCCUCAACAAGACUGGAAUCAGCAUUCUCCUGGGGAUGUUGUACAAGAAAAAGGAGCGCCAAGACUUCAUCUUCACCAUCUACCACUGGUGGCAGGCCCUGGCCAUCUUCACCGUCUACCUGUGGUCGGGGCUGCCCAUGAAGGCAAGUCCCAGACGUGCCCCAGCCCACUCUGAGACACCCCAGGCUCUUUGGGGACACACCCCCAGGCCCAUCCCCACACUCCAUGUGCCGCAGGCCAAGCUGUCCAUCAUGCUGCUGACGCUGGUGGUGGCGGUGGGGACAUACCUGUGGAUGGAGCAGAAGGUGGCGUGGAACGUGGAAGUGCGGCUGCCCCGCAUCCCGCGCCCGCGCCACAAAACACGUGGAUACCGCUACCUGGAGGACAACUCGGAUGAGACUGGCUCUGACGGUGACGGGGACAAGGAGGAUGAUGACAGGCAGCCAACGGAGGCCACCAGGCAGGACGAGCUGCCAAAAGAGGAUGGGGAACAGCUGGGAUAGGGACAGCCUGUCCUGGGCCCCAUCCUGCUCUUGGUACCUGAGGGGGUUCCACAGCUCCCCCCAGGUGGGCCCAAAAUUCUGCAAACCCCCUCAGGUCAGGCUUGCAGCCCCCCAAGCUAAGCCUAAUGCCCCCAGGCAGCCCAGAUCCCCCCACACUGACUGACAGACCCCCUAGGUCAGGUCCACAGCCUCCAGCUUGAUCUACAGCCCCCAAACUGCGGUACAGAGACCCCCAAGUUGUGGUACCACAAUUUGGGCCAGGCAGACCCAUAGCCCCCCAAAUUAUGAUGUAGUUACUCAGGUCAAACCUGCAGGCUCCCAUUCCAGCCCCAGAGCCCCCACACCCCAAUCCCCAGCCCCUCACACAAGGCUCACGCCCCCCAGGCAGAUCCACAGCCCUCCCAAAUUUGGCCAAAGCCCCGCCAGGUGAGGCCCAGAGACCCCUGAGCAGAUGCACAUACCCUCUAGCAAGGCUUGCAGCCCCCCACAAUGUCCUGCAGACCCCCAGCACUCUCGUAUUAGCCUGCAUCCAGACCUCACAGGGCUACCCUGUGAGGACACCCUCCUAAACCAGCCCAGCCCUUCAGACCAGACCCACACGCGCCCCAAACAGACCCUGCAGCCCCCCCUAGGUUGUCCCGGAGCCCUUCUAGCUCAGCCGCCAGCCCCCCAGGCCAGCCCCGCAGACUUGCCGACCUAUCCCAUCCCCAUUUUCCUUCAAUAAACCCCCUCCCUCCAUGGCCUUGGC